This is a messenger RNA of Orbilia oligospora ATCC 24927, 3270 nucleotides long. RefSeq lists its product as uncharacterized. The transcript is spliced from 7 exons. Bases 1 to 3270 code for a protein of 1089 amino acids. The record is from RefSeq and is a predicted model, not a curated record. Gene Ontology annotation, biological process: RNA catabolic process; maturation of 5.8S rRNA. Gene Ontology annotation, molecular function: ATP binding; RNA binding; RNA helicase activity. Gene Ontology annotation, cellular component: nucleus. Lineage: Eukaryota; Fungi; Ascomycota; Orbiliomycetes; Orbiliales; Orbiliaceae.
AUGUUUGGGGACGACGAACUUUUCGAUGUUUUCGAUAAACCUGCAGAUGGCAGCUCGAAGCCAGCGUCUGAGAAAGGCCCUGGAAAAGAAAGGCGGAAACGGAAUGCCACAAAUGCCGACACGACUGACCCAAAAGGCGGAAAUAGUGUCGCUACUUCCAAUCACAUGGACAUCGAUGGGAACGGGAUAACGAGCCCACAGAAUCUUGAUGCCGCCGGCGACCUUGGAGAACUACCAGAUCAGCCCGCACAGAAGAAACAACGCCGCGAAUCCAUACCUGACCCUGUAAUAACCGAUUCUUUCGAAACUGAACAGCAAAGAGAAGUCGCAGCAUCAGCUGGUCUAACAUCUCAAUCCGUCGAAGGUGCUGCCGUUGUUCUGUCACAUCAAGUGCGCCAUCAAGUCGCACUGCCGCCCGAUUACCCUUAUGUCCCUAUAUCGGAACACAAAUCACCAGAGAACCCUGCGCGGAAGUACUCCUUCAAACUCGACCCUUUCCAGGCUGUUUCAAUAGCAUCAAUUGAACGAGGGGAGAGUGUUUUGGUCAGUGCUCAUACUAGUGCUGGAAAGACCGUCGUCGCCGAAUACGCCAUCGCUCAGAGUCUUAAAAACAACCAGAGGGUCAUUUACACAAGUCCGAUAAAAGCCCUGAGCAACCAAAAAUACAGGGAAUUUAGCCAGGAGUUUGGCGAUGUCGGCCUCAUGACAGGCGAUGUCACAAUCAACCCGUCCGCGACAUGUCUCGUCAUGACAACAGAAAUUCUCAGGUCGAUGCUGUACCGUGGAUCCGAAAUCAUGAGAGAAGUUGCUUGGGUGGUCUUUGACGAGAUUCAUUACAUGAGAGACAAGGUCAGAGGCGUGGUCUGGGAAGAAACGAUCAUUCUGCUUCCAGACAAGGUCCGCUACGUUUUUUUAUCUGCUACCAUACCCAAUGCCAUGCAAUUCGCAGAGUGGAUAUGCAAAACCCAUGUACAACCAUGCCACGUUGUGUAUACAGACUUUCGGCCAACACCACUUCAACACUACCUUUUCCCAGCCGGGGCUGACGGAAUCCACCUAGUAGUGGACGAGAAGGGCGUCUUCCGAGAAGAUAACUUCCAAAAAGCUAUGACUUCCUUGUUGGACAAGAUGGGCGAUGACCCUGCAAACCCAAACGGACGACGCGGAGGCCCAGGGAAAAAGAAGUGGCAGACCAACAAAGGUGGAAACAAGGGGCCUAAUGAUAUCUAUAAAAUCGUGAAGAUGAUUAUGAUCAAAAAUUACAAUCCGGUCAUCGUCUUCAGCUUCAGUAAAAGGGAAUGUGAGAACCACGCUCUCCAGAUGAGUAAGCUCGCAUUCAACGAUGAGGACGAGAAAGAACUGGUAGGCCGCGUUUUUGAAAAUGCCAUCAGCUCGCUUUCAGACGAGGAUAAAGAAUUGUCACAGAUUCAACAUAUUUUACCUCUUCUCCGCCGAGGCAUCGGAAUCCAUCAUUCGGGAUUGCUGCCGAUUUUGAAAGAAGUCAUAGAAAUCCUUUUUCAGGAAGGCCUGAUAAAAGUCUUGUUUGCGACAGAAACAUUCUCAAUUGGGUUGAACAUGCCGGCUAAAACUGUUGUGUUUACUUCUCUCAGAAAAUUCGAUGGUAUUGCGCAGAGAUGGGUAUCUCCUUCAGAGUUCAUACAAAUGUCUGGCCGAGCUGGGCGUCGCGGCUUGGAUGACCGCGGUAUCGUCAUCUGUAUGAUCGACGAGAAAAUUGAACCUAAUACCGCGAGAGAUAUCGUCAAGGGAGAACAGGACAAACUCAACUCAGCCUUUUAUCUGGGGUAUAACAUGAUUCUUAACCUCAUGAGGGUUGAGGGUAUUUCGCCAGAGUACAUGUUGGAACGCUGUUUCUUCCAAUUCCAAAACACGGCUAAUGCAUCUGGGCUAGAAAAAGAACUCCAAGAAAUCGAUGCUGAAAGGCAUGCGAUCCAGAUUGAGGACGAAGGAACCAUACGAGAAUAUUUCGACCUACGCCAGCAACUAGACACGUAUGGGCAGCAAAUGCGAGAUGUCGUCAACCAUCCCAACUAUUGCCUACAAUUUAUGCAACCGGGGCGCCUAGUUCGUGUAAAACAUAAGGGUGUGGACUUCGGGUGGGGCGCAGUGGUCAAUUAUUCUAAAAGAAUAAAGGGAAAGAAUGCCACCGAGGAUUUCUCGGCCCAGGAAUCUUACAUUGUGGAUGUUCUCCUAAACAUUGCAGAAGGCCGAACUACAAACUUCUCGAAUUCUGCUGGACUGCCCGAUGGUGUCUAUCCACCCGGAGAAGACGAACGAGGAGUAAUGGAAGUUGUUCCGGUUGUCCUGUCCUGUCUGGACGGGAUCGGCCACAUUCGAAUUUUCCUCCCCAAAGAUCUCAAAGCAGCAGAACAGAGGACCAGCGUGCAAAAGUCAAUCGAAGAGGUGAAAAGAAGAUUCCCGGAUGGAAUUGCUCUCCUCGACCCCAUUGAGAAUAUGCAAAUCACAGAAGAGUCUUUUAAGAAGCUUAUGAGGAAAAUCGAAGUUUUAGAGUCGAAGCUUCUCUCAAACCCGUUGCAUAGUUCCCCAAGACUAAAGGAGCUUUACACUAAAUAUUCUCAUAAGGUCGAGCUCACAACCAAGAUAAAAACGCUCCGAAAAACCAUCCAAUCUGCACAUUCAGUGAUGCAGCUAGAUGAAUUGAAAUAUAGGAAACGGGUCCUACGACGCCUAGGCUUUAUCUCAGAGAACGACAUCAUUCAAUUGAAAGCGAGGGUUGCAUGUGAAAUUAGCAGUGCCGACGAACUGCUUCUCAGCGAGCUUAUGUUCAAUCGGAUGUUCAACGAGCUGACGCCGGAACAAUGCGCAGCAGUUCUAAGCUGCGUCGUAUUUGAUGAAAAGUCUAAUAACAAGGAUGCAAAUAAUAAACCAGCGAUGAAGGAUCAGCUGGCAAAGCCUUACCGUGCUCUAAUAGAACAAGCCCGCAUAAUAGCCAAGAUUGCAAUUGAGAGCAAACUUCAGGUUAACGAAGAGGAGUAUAUUAAGGCGAUCACUUCUGACCUCAUGGAAGUCGUAUUUGCAUGGACACAAGGGGCUUCGUUUGCAACAAUUUGUAAAAUGACGGAUGUGUAUGAAGGUAGCUUAAUACGCAUGUUCCGAAGAUUGGAAGAGUUACUGCUGCAAAUGGUAGCCGCUGCUAAAGUGAUGGGCAGCGAAGAGCUCGAAAAAAAAUUCGAAGCGGCAUUAGCUCUAAUUAAAAGAGAUAUUGUUGCGGCUCAGUCCCUUUACCUUUGA